Messenger RNA from Arctia plantaginis, 636 nucleotides. The record is from the annotation of a GenBank genome assembly. Lineage: Eukaryota; Metazoa; Arthropoda; Insecta; Lepidoptera; Erebidae.
AUGACGAACGCCUUAGACGUGGCAUCCAAUAUAAGGGCUGAAAUUGUUAUUCAUCUCUCACAGCUCUCCGACGAACUGAAAAGGUAUUUUCCAGAUAUUGAUAAUACCAGAGAUGGCUGGAUUCGUAACCCAUUUGUAGUCACGAACGAGAGUAUAAAUUCUAGUUCAAGUAUUAAGCAACAGGAGUCAUUAUUAGAAAUUUCCGUAGAUGAAACUCUUCAAACUGAUUUAAAAAAGAUGGCUUUGAUAGAUUUUUGGGCAGCUAGACAGGAAGUGUAUCGCAAACUCUCACAGUCGUACAAAUAUGCUGCGAUUCCUGUUUUGGAGGCUGACGAUUUAAAUUCAUUAUUAGAACAAUUUAAAGCCAUACCUGUAGUAAAAGAGCCAACAAUUAAGUUAGAUAAUCAUGUGAAGAAAAAAUCCCGCAAAGAUGCUGAGAUUUCUGUUUUAGAGGCUGAUGAUUUAAAUUCAUUACUAGAACUAUUUGAAGCCAUACCUGUAGUAAAAGAGCCAACAACUAAGUUAGAUAACCUUAUGAAGAUAGAGUCGCGCAAAGAUGCUAAGAUUUCUGUUUUGCACUCUAAAUAUUUAAAUUCAUUUAUAAAAAAAAUCAAGCCAACGAAAAAUCAAGACUGA